GCUUGCUCUCCCUGCUCCCACCAGUUGCAAAGCCGCCUUCUUCCCCAUCCAAAAUCCGUAAACCCUAAACCCCUCGUGACCGCGCACCACCAUGCGGUCCCUGGCGAAGCCCCGGCUGCCCAAGCCCCUCCUCCCCCUGGCCGUCUUCCUCCAGUCAAUGGGGUACGUGGACGUGAAGAUGCGGUGGAAGAAGGACGCGUCCUUCGACGCCGUCCCGGUGCUCACGCACGCCCGCGACCUCCGCCCGCUCGUCUCCCUCGCGCGCCUCCUAUCCCCGUCGCCGACCCCCGUCUCCGCGGUCUCCAAGCUCCGCCGCUCGCUCGAGACCUCCGACCGCCGCGUCGCCUCUUUCCUGCGCCGCUUUCCCGCAGCCUUCGUCGAGUCCGUCGGGCCCGAGCACAACCAUCCAUGGUUCCGCCUCUCUGGCUCCGCCGCGCGCCUCCUGCGGGAGGAGCGGGACAUCUUUGCUGCCCGCCGCGCCGAUAUCACCUCCCGCCUUCGCCGCCUCCUCCUCAUGUGCCCGACCCGCCGCAUUCCCCUCAGCGUCGCACAGGGCAUGCUCUGGCACUUCGGCCUUCCGGAGGACUACUUCGAGUGCCCAUAUUUUGAAAUUCGGCAAGAUGGAUUCCGGAUUCUAACCUCUGGGGAUGUCGUAUGUCGGGAGGAUGCGAACGAUGGUAAGGAGCUGGCGCUCAUUGAUGAUGGGAAAGAUCAAGAAAUGCCACUGUCAGUGCUCCAAAUGGAUGCCAUCAGGAGGUUUGGGUCGGCAGAUCAGGUGCCCAUCCCUCUAUUCCAGUCAAAGGGUCUUCGGCUGAAGCGGAAGAUUGAAGACUGGCUGGAGGGGUUCCAGAAGCUGCCUUAUGUCUCUCCUUAUGAGGACUUCAGCAACAUUCAUCGGGGUAGUGAUGUUUCAGAGAAGAGGGUUGUUGGUGUGCUCCAUGAACUGUUCAGUAUGUUCGUGACAUGCUCUGCUGAGAGGCGGCGAUUACUUUGCCUCAGGCAGCACCUGGGGCUGCCACAGAAGUUCCACCGUGUGUUUGAGCGGCAUCCUCAUAUAUUCUAUUUGCUGUUAAAGGAGAAAUCAUGCUUUGUUGUCCUUAAAGAGGCAUACAUGGCUGGGGGUAACACCGCAAUUGAAGAGAACCCCAUGUUGGAGGUGCGGAGCAAGUAUGCCAGAUUGAUGGAGGAGUCUCGUGAGAUCAUAAGGCGCCGGCGGAGUGGGAAGCCUGCUGAAUAUCCUGAUGAUCACGUUGAGAGUGAGGAUUCUGAGGGUGCAAAUUCUGCCAGUCUUUUCAUAGAGAGAUAAUAAUUUGGACUGAUGAGAAAAACAGAGUGCAUGAGUAUGGUUUUUGCGAAAUGAAUGAGGGUUUUACACUUUUGGAGGCAGCACUGUGGCUUCUUAUUUGCAUGCAAAUAAAGGAGCAUAUGCAAAGAGGUUGGUAACUAUGCAGAGAUUUUAUGUCGUUCACUUAUUAUAUACUAGUUAUAUGUGGCGAUGACAUUAAGUUCAUAUAGUUUUGUGACAAUAGUACUCCCUCCGACCCAUAAUUCUUGUCUCAAAUUUGCCCAAAAAUUGAUGUAUAUAUUCCUAAAAAAUGUCUAGAUACAUGUAAUAUUUCGACAAGAAUUAUGGGAUGGAGGGAGUAAUAUUUAUGAUACAAUUUGUUUGUAUAGAAGUUUUAGAUUAGUUUAUUGGUACUUGCAGUAAACGAACAGUACACUUUUUUUAGCAACAUGAACAAUGUACUCUGGAGUUAGCUGUAAGAUCAAAUUGCUUCUGGAAUAUGUUGAAGCUGAUACAUUGUGCCA
Molecule: messenger RNA, 1809 nt
Organism: Brachypodium distachyon (stiff brome)
Lineage: Eukaryota; Viridiplantae; Streptophyta; Magnoliopsida; Poales; Poaceae
Product: protein WHAT'S THIS FACTOR 1
Exons: 1
Coding region: 92-1306 (404 amino acids)
Molecular function (GO): RNA binding
Source: RefSeq, a predicted model, not a curated record